Molecule: messenger RNA, 10301 nt
Organism: Physella acuta
Lineage: Eukaryota; Metazoa; Mollusca; Gastropoda; Physidae
Product: ciliogenesis and planar polarity effector 1
Source: RefSeq, a predicted model, not a curated record
UAGGUUUACAAAUGGCGGCCUUGUAGCAAGAUUUAACAUGAAAAAAAGUAAAAAAAAAUAUCAUUUAGCCACUUGCAUAUAAUAAGCCCAUCAACAUGAAAAUUCGUUUAGAAAUUUUAGCCUCAACAGCUAUAAAACGCAAGAAACCUUGGCCUCAUAUAGUUUGGUUAGGGAAGGAACGUCAAAGCUUGUUUUUGUUGGAUGACAAACGUGUCAGUGUUCUCUAUAUCCCAUCUGGUAAAACAAAAAGAAAUGUUCAAAAAUUGUCUAGUUUGUUACCUGAAACUGUCUACAUUACUACAACACCUGGAGGUUUGUAUUUGGUUGGUGUCCAGUCAUCUGGUGAGUUAUUUACCUGGCACAAAGAUAAAGAUGAGCUCAAAACCAUUUGUGGACUUUCUACUCACCUCCUUAGUAAAGACAUAUCACUUUCUGGUGGCUGCAAGGCCUUCCCGUCAGCAGAUUGUUCCCAGAUUCUUGUGGUUGUGGCCAACCAGCAUGUGUUUCUAUGGCAGCAGCAGCCUAACUCUCAUGAUGCUAAGAACAAUACAUUUUUGGGUAAAUGGACAACACUGCCAGCCCCUAGCAGCAUCCAACUCCCGUCACCAGACUCCAGAGAGGUUUUGAUUCAUGCUGUGUUUUCCAGCACUGAGAUGCUAGGAAACUUUUGUCAGCUGAGCUUUGUAAGUAACCAGAGGAUGAAUCUCAGCAUAACAUCUCUUUUGAUCCAUUUCUCACCCUCUGUAGAUCCCCACAAUUCAGAUGCAUCAUUUACCCCCCUGUGGAGCAGUCUUGUAAAAUCACUUAGCACAAUACACCCUGGUUGUGAACCUAUUGCCAUGAAAGGAGCUUAUGUGUGCCAGUACACACAUGAUGGCCAGAUUUUGGCAGUAGCUGUAAACCAAAAGUCCCCAUCCCAGACCAGUGUCUUGUUUAUUUCUCCAUUUACUGAAACAGUUCAAGUUUCAGACAUCAAAGGUUGUGGUUUAAAAGAUGCAAGUAACAGAAGAGGAAGACAAUACUGGAUAGCAGACAUGUCCUGGACCUAUGACAAUGUUUUUCUGGCUGUUAUCUUGCGGAAUGGAUCUGCUGGGGUGUUGUCACGCCUUGGAGAGCCACUGGUUUUAUUUUCUAAAGGAUGCUCUGUUGAAAUGGGCCCGGCCUAUUAUUUACCUUUUACACCUCUCAUCACAAUCCAGUCAGACAGGUCUAGAGUAGACGACUACCAGCCUUCAAUCAACUCAGAACGGGACCCCUUGCAGCAAAGAUUUUCUGUGUCCACCCACCCAACUUUACCCAUCCUGCUCUACUCCGAUGGCUACAUAGUCACCAUAGCUCAGCUGCCCAGUGAACUCAGUGCCAUGAUCUUCAUGCGGGACCUGGUCCUAGAGUCCUCCACCCACCUCAGACAAAUAGCUGAGACACAUCGUCUAGACCUGACACUAGCCAACGCCUACAACCUGCCUGCAGGCGAACUAGAAAGUGUUAAACACACCCCGCGUGGUGUUAAACAAAUCCGACCCAGUAAACUCCAUCAACAUUAUUCCUUUGAAGAACCAAGUGUUAGCAUAAACGAAACAUUAGACAGCGAAGUCAGCUUUGCUUUAGGUGUUGAUGAGUUUUCCAAGCGUUCAGGUGCAAUGGAGAACAUGAGUUCUGGGAAAAUUGUGUUUGGGGAGCCGGAAGUAUUUCUUAUGUCUGAAGGUUCGUUUCUGGGUGAACCGAAUUCAACAAUGAAAGCGUUACAGCUGGCUAAAAUAAACUUGUUUAAUGUGUGGAAACUGGCAGCCUCCACUUCAGACUUGUGGACCACAAACCUUGAGAAAAUCAUCACCCACGCUGUCCACAACAUUGUCAAGAUGUUCUCUCUUCUACUAGACUGUCCACAGAUAAAAGAUCUCCUAGAAGAAGCAACUGAGCAAAUGGUUGAAACCCCAGCUAUUCAUACUGCCAGUUUAUUUAAGGUUAUAACCAUGUUCAAACAGCUGACAGAUCUCCUCCAGUUUGACUGCCAGCAGCGCCACCUGCUGGCUCCCAUGUUACAGCUCAGCCAUAAGACUCUGGUGGCCAUCUUGUCCAGCACUGGCCUAGCCCAGUCUGACCCCCGGCUGAAGACAUUAACUGGCUGCUUCACCCUGCUCAAGUUCACAGAGAAAAGUGUCCAGCAGACUUAUGUGAUGACCCCUGCUGGUCUGAAGGCUAAAGGGAUGACACCAAAACUUGGAUUUGUGGACAGCCAGAAUCAGGCUGGAGAUGGAGACUUGUUUCACACAGAUAUUCAUCUUUCUAAAAGGUUAGUUCACCAACAGAUAUUCAGCUUUCUAAAAGAUAUUCAGCUUUCUAAAAGGUUUACAGCCUCGUGGAAGCUUCUGUACAAGUCUGUGUUGCAGUUUCUCUCCAGCAGUGAGGAGACAGCCCAGGACAUCAGGCAGGCCCAGAUCUUACAGAGUGCCAUCCAGCAGUGUCUGGUGGAAGUGGAUGGGGAUAUCCCUCUCAUGGAAGCCCCUGUCUUGAAUCAUGGUGAAAGGUUUAGUUUAGAUGGGAAACACACACUGGCAAUGAAUGCCUGGAAGGAACAGUUAAAAAACUUUCAAGAAUCUGGAAAUGUAAAGGACGCCGCUCGCUUGUUUCACUCACUUCUCUACACGUACAUUCUACGUAAUGAUCUGGUGGCGGCUGUGUCUUUUGUUGAUGGUCUCAUUGUAAAGCCCAACUCUGGGCAGGUGGAAGACAUUGACCCAAACAGAGAAGUGUCCAGUCAGCAACUUCAGCCAUCUCUCAUGACUUUUGUAACGGGUACACUCAAGGCACAGGCCUUACAUCAGGCGGACAUGGUGCCGUGUAUACGUGACCGGGCAGUCAGACAAGUGGUCCAGUCCCUGGGCAGGUUCAUGGCCGCUUACUUCAGUAACCAGAUGGUCUUUAUCUUCCCACCCCACAGCCCCACCCCCCUGCCUGCAGUACACUUUGAGACCUCCAUUGCCAACAGCCGCAUCAUUCCUAAGUACCAUGAAGAUAUGGCGGCCAUUAUCCGGCACCAGAAGCUGGGAGCUGUGUGGACAGUGGAGAGGACCUUAGAGUACCUGCUGCUGGGUGGACUGGUGUGUGAGGCCACCUGGUUUGCUGACCGCAUGGGGGACUGGAAGGCGGCCUACCAGCUGUCAGUCUCCCAUGAAAUACACAAGCGCCUGGCUCCACCCCUGUAUCAGCAGCCAAAGAAACCUCUUAUGUUACCUGAUUGGCUGGGUCCUGAGUCCAUUAUGAAAAGGAGAUUGGAGAAGCUUAUCAAAGAUGAUAUAGAAAUAACCAGUGGCACCUCAGACCUGACCCACCUGACAAAGAUUCUAGAGGACCUUGCCCUGGCUGGGCUCAUGGGCUACGCUGAGAUUGGCUUCUGGCUGCUAGAGCAACUGGUCAUCAAGCUCAAGUCCAUUGUCAAGCUGUUCCCACCUCUGGUCACCAAGGACUUCUAUCUGCCCUCACCACCACUCUACUGUCCACAGCCAGCACGGCCAGAUAAGGCCCAUCAUUCCCUGGAGGCAGAAGAUGAAAUAACACUGAGACAAAGAGCUGCCUCUGUGAUCCAGCUGGCUGUGUGUGUGAUGAAUGCUACCCAUCUCUCUGUCCCGUCUAUACGCUGGUAUGUGCAGGAGCUGCAGGAGGCUCAGAAAAAAGCCAGGCAGUUCAAGGCCAACACAGAGGGACCCUGCACUGAGUUCCCUGAUGUUUUGUUUCAAUACUUGGCUGCUGAGUCGGAGUUUUAUCAAAAGUUUGAAGACUCCUCCAUCCAAUCAGCUCUCUCCAAUUUCCGAGACUUUUGCUCAUUAGUUUGGCUCCUUGAUGCCCGAGAUAAAUUAUCUCUGUAUAUAAGAUCCAGAGAAAAGUACCUUUCACUGGGGUUAGAUGUUGAAGAUAAUGAGCAGUGGCUACGAGAAUGCUUCACUACACUACAGUGGGCUGUCAACAUGGUGCCUUUCAGUCGAUUUUUUUCUGACGAAGCCAGUAUCUACAAGGUUGUUCUUUCGUUGCUGCUGGACCUGCCAUCAACUGAAGACACAGCCAACAUCCUGGCAGAACAUAUGUACGAUGUGGACAAUCUUCACCCCGAGGUGCAGGAACGGCUGGAGCGUAUGCUCAGCUCUUGGCAGAGCAUCAUUCUGAGGCCUGAAGCAGACGGCAGAUCUGUGGGGGACAGCCUUGAUUUGGAGGAAGAUGGACGCAAGUCUGUCACAUUUUUAGCUGCCAGCCCCAGGGGCAAGAGUCUGAGUGUCUACUUCCAUAAACAGUGCAUGAUGAUGGAUAAAGUACUUAAGAAAAAAACCCAAUGCUAUGGCUCUUAUGAGGAAUUUAUUUUCCCUAAAAAGAGCUCCAAGAAAUUCAAACUGAAUGUUGGCUCUCGUCCUUUUGAGACCAAAAAAUCUUACAUCGAGUUUCUCGACACAUUUGUUGCGGUUAGCUUCAGCAAAAUUUUGGAAGUGAUGGCCGGCAAAAAUAAAGUAUCUGGCCUCCCAUUUUUGCGAGUGUUUGCCAAAGACAUUGUGGACGAUGAAAUAAAAUUCUUUAUCCAGAGAAAUGGCGCCCUUGCUCAGGGUAGGAGCAACAACUUGUCUGUGCUGUCUGGCGCAUCACAGGCACUUGCCAGAGCAAGUAGCCAGGGAAAAAUUUUCAGUGGUAAAAAGUUUGAGAACAAUGUGCCUGGUAGGUCUUUUGCAGGGGAGGUAAAUGAUGAUACAGCCAUGAAUAAAGUGAGAGAUGGUAAGAAAAGACAACCUGUUGGAUUGUUUAGAGGACAAAGUGUGGUGGAGGCGAGGGUGGAGAGAUCACAUGCCAGUAUUCAAAGAUCUGAGAGUGAGCCUCUGUUGGAUGAAGUGGACCUGAGCUACUUUGUUGGGUCCACGCCAGGAAGAGGGGGGGCCCAGAACUUGUCCAGCCUGGCCUCCAGGUUUGGCCAGUCUGACGAGAACCUCUACAGGUCCAGUCUGUCCAGGGAGCAGACGGCGUGGUCGCUGACGGUCAACUUUGGCAAGAAGUACACCCUGCUGCAGCAGCUGGUGGAGUGGCUGGAGGUCUGGGUCAACAAGUCACACGCUCUGGGGGUCCAGGGGAGGGAGGACAUCUUGGACACUCAUGCUAAAAUGAGGAUCAGGAUACCUGCCCAGCUGAUCGUGCUCUCCCUGUGGCUGCUAGAAAACAAGUACACUGUCAACACACCUGUGGAAGUGAGGCGUGAGUCACCCACACGCAACAGAGGGCGGCGGUCUCGGAGGUUGAGUAAAAGUCCUUUCAGGGGUCAGUCACAGAGUCCACCUAACAGGUCAUCAAGGACAACUUCCCCCUCACAACACAGCUCAGCACGGUCACCAAGACAAAGGUCAGUGACCCCUCCAAAGCAGAAGACAGUAGAGAGACUACAGUCAGUCGAAUCUUUAGUGAUGUCUAAACAGCUGUUGGACUUAAGGAACACACCUUCCAUAGAUAAAAGCAGCAACUCUAAGCAACAACCUUUGUGGCAGUCCCAACAGUCAGGAACCCAAGAGCAAGAUGAAAUGAUCAGUGCCUACACACACAUGUUAGAUGGGCAAGAUGAGAGCAGCUCCCUAGACGUCAGCUCUCUGGGAUCUGAUGAGCUGGAAGGCAGUUUAAGGAAUACACUCAAUCUGAUCAGGAAGUCAGCACUGAAUCAGACAAUCUUCCCAAAAGAUGAGUCACCUGACAGAAAAGACCAGUCCUCUCAGCAGUUUCCUAAACCUAAAGACAGCAGCACACCAGUUAAAGCAGUAGAGAAAUCUGGGCAUCCGCCAUCAACUUCACUGAAGGUACAUAAUGAAGAAAAGGUGAUGUUAAAGAAGACACAUGAAUCUGUUGGUACCUCACCACUGAGAGACUCACCUGUGUCAGAGAGAAGACAGCAGAACCAGGAUGUUGGUCAAGGCAUUGCCAGCCAGUUGCAGGGGAUCAUCAGGGAUGAGCUGCGCAGGAUAAUGGAGGUCCAGCAUCGAAGUGUUCUGGCCAUGAUGGGGGCUAUAGAUGGAACAUCCCCUGCUGACCUGCCUAAACCAUCCAACUCAUCCAUCAAUCUGGACUCUGCUACCCGCCACAGGAACUCCCAGAAUUCCAAGCUCAGGCAAGCUGAUGCAGCCAAACUGAAGCAAGUACAAGAAAAUGAAUUAAGGCAGUCUUCAGCAGUAAAGAAUCAACAGGCAUGGAGUAAAGAGAGGGAGGAUGAGGAAACAGAAUCUGUGGCAGAGAUCCCAUCUUUGCAGGAUGAGAUGGUUCCACAGUCUCCACCCAAGAUGGCCAUGAGACGAGACAAGAGGGGGAGCAACAUGAGGGAGGUGUUUGCUGAGCUGCAAAAUUUGCAGCAGGUCACAUAUCAGCAAUCAAAGAAAGACAGCCAGUACCAGUCCAGCUACAAUAACUUGAGUCCAACUACCAACUGGGUCUACUCCAGCUAUCCCCAGACUAACGAGAAAGGAAACCUUAGGCUGCCAUUGUUACUGCGCCCUGCCUGGCCAGAAGAGAAACAAGAUUUCUUCCAGUUUGUGCCUGGGCAGCAACAAAACAUGCCGCUGUUGAAGAUCAACAAAACAAUGGAACCCCACGAUCCUUUCCAGAACCUACGCAAAUAUUUACCCCAAGUUCCUCCCCCGCAGACGUCCACCUCCCCCUAUCCCCCACCUGCUCAGUCCAGACACCCCCCAUUUUCUCAAACACCUGCUCUCAUUCACAUCCCCCCAACUCCUCAGCCAUAUUUAUUUGCCGUCCCUCCACCGCCUCCCCAAAGCUUCCCAGCCCCCCAGCUCCUCAACAUCCCCCCGCCCCCCUACAUGCACAACCCCCCCUCCCUCCCACCUGACCAGAUGCCAGCCUCAGGGUUUCCCCUGUUAAAACUGUUGCCACCUGGCCACCAGGUCAUAGAGGUCAAGGACAGGGUUGAAGAAACCAGGAGACGUCUGCUGUCACAGUUCCAUCAGCAGAUCCUACAUGACAAGGAAAACCUGGAGAAAAAUAUUUUGGGCCAGCAUAUGCUACACCUGGAGGAUGGGAGUGGGCCGGAGUCGGCCAGGUCAGAGAAAUCUAGGUCAUCAGGUCGCAGUCCAUCAAGGUCAGAGAGUGAGCAGGUGGUGUCAGAACACCUGGAGAAGCCCACCUCAGCCCAGGCCUCCCAGGCUGCCCCUCAGGUGGCUGAUGCCACUACCAGUGACACUCAGAUCUCCCAUGGGUUUGCAUUCCCUCCAGGUGUUUUUGAAAGUUACCUGCAGUUAGGUGAGCACUUGGUAGGUCCUGAUGUCAACCAAACUAACGCUGCCUUCCAGUUAAAGAUGGCGCUAGCCAUGCAGAAACAGGUGGAGAAAAGAAUUAGGACCAAGGUGGACUUCAGCACUAUGACACAAGAGCAGGUGGAUAUGGCCAUGUCAACUGACCCUGCCAUGGAGGUCAUUAGAACAGCUGAGGCUGCUACAUCCAUCACCAAGGACACAGGAGUUGACCCAGUUCAAGAGGUUCUCAAUGAUUACAACAUGAAGCUACACAACAACAUCCUUCCCCCUGACAUCUUCAUGGGCCUGCGCUUUGGUGAGCAGGCAGGCAGUGCCACCUCUGGUGCUCCACCAGCCAAUGAGCAUCCUGGCCAAGGGAGAGCCUACCUGAAUGUGGUUGACAUCCGAGCGUCAUCCAUCCUGCGAGACAUACCUGAGCAGUCACAGAGGGCAGGGCUGGGGGAGGAUGAUUUGGACUCAGCUGUCCUACAGUCUCAGAACACGGUCAAUCAGAUUGAAGCCAUAGAAGGAGUUUUAAGAGAAAAACUGGCACCAAAUGUUGCCAAGUCUGGAGCCCCCAGAGGAUUUGACUCUGUCACUGUCAAGUUGUUUGAGCAGCUCAAAGCUUCCAAAGACAGCAGCAUCUCUAUGGCUGUGCUGCCCCACAGCAGUGUGUCCGAGUCCAAGGCGGCCAUGAUGCGCAGGCUGCGUGACAUGAGCGACCAGAUGAAGCUCAUUGAUGAGAUGUCCCAGAACAUUGAGCGUGACUUCAAGUCCUCACAUAUGCUCUUGACCACCAUCCAGGAUGUGAAUGCUUCAAUUCAAAGGUCAAGGUCUCCUAGUCCUACCAGGUCAAAGGGUAAAAAAUACCAAGAGCUGAGAUACUCCCUUGAAGAAGAUGACGAUGAGAAAAAAUCUCUUCCGCCUGGGUCAGCCAGGUCACCUAAAGUUAGCGCCAGAUCACCUCAAACCAGCGCCAGAUCUGUUAAGUCUAGGAGUGGUCUAAGUACCGGAAGUCGUGAGGUCCUGUCAGCCUCUGAGAGUGACCUUACAGAGCUGAUCACUGAGGUCCUGGCACAGGAGGGUGUAGACCUGCAGGCAGCAGGCUACUCGCAGGAGUUGGCUCAACAGCUGGAGAAAGAUGUGAGGGAGAAGAUUCAGAUGGACAGGCAGGGUCAGACCCCCAGGGACAGGCUGAAGAGCAUGAAGAGGGAGGGCAGAUCUCCGAGGGCUCCGGCAGAUAGGGAGAUGCUGAAACAUUGGAUGACAGAGAAGUUCCACCAGAGGAACGAGGAGUACAAGAGGAGGAGGAGGGAGCUGGUGGAGAGGGAGCCCAAGCCUUUUAAGUCUCAGUCCAAGAUAACAAGAGUGAACCUGAAGACGCUGGAUGAAGAACUGACGGAGAAGCGCAUCAACAUGAUGUCAGAGUUCAUGAACCAGAGGAUCCUGGAGGCAGAGCACCUCAUUGGGGACAUCAUGGUGGACCGGCCGCAGAUCCCGUGGGACCCAGAGCCCAGGAAGAGGAGGCUACCCUCAAAGUCACCAAAGAGGUUUGGGUCAACGGCCUCCACGUCUCCCACACGACAAGGUCCUAUGGGGGUCAGGAAGUCAAGGUCACCUACCAGAAGGACAGAGAGUGUGGCUACCUCGUCCUACAAGCCAGCCUCCUCCAGUCACUCCCCUCCAGGGAUAAGAUCCAAACAGUCAAGGGACUCAACCCCAGUGAAGGGCAUCCUGAAAGCCACAGGUAAAGAGACCCAGCUGAGCAGCACUGACCUGUACUUUGACCACCGGGUCCUGUCGUCCAUCAGUGAAGCUGACCGGUCAGUGGACUCAAGUGCUGACCUGAUCCAGUACGCCAAGCGUGUGCUGGAGGCAGACAACAGGGAUGAGAACUCCCCACCCAUGUCUUUCCUGGAAGCUAAACCUCAGCAACCACAAAGAGCAGCACCACAAUCACCAGGGGCAAAGAGAGUGCUGACCCCUAGAGGCAAGUCCUACGCAGAAAUGGUGCGUCUGCAGAGACCAGAGGCGACCAGGAAGUGGAAGGAGAUCAACAGACAGCGCCACCUGCAGGAAGUCAGGAAAGCUGCCCAACAAGACACACUGAACAAAUCCAUCACUCAGAACAUCAACACACCCAAGGCUAAGACCAAGGAAUAUGGAUCCAAACAAAUGCCCAGCUCCAGCACAAGGCAGAUUGUGACACGCAGGGUAAAGACUUAUUCUGAGAGACUGCAGGAGAUGAAACCCACUAAAAGACUCACUAACCAGGCAGUAAGGGGGGCUCAAGGCUCAGUGAAAACAUCUAGUGCCACAAUGCCAUCAACUUCUCAAUAUGUUCCAUCUCAGAGGCUUGAUCAGCCGCAUGCUAAAGCUACAUCAACCCAUAAACAAACAUCCCAACAGAAAACAUCACUCCCACUGAGAACAUUCAUGCGCUCUCAUGGGCCUCUACAUAAACCUAAAACUUAUGCUGAGCAGCUCCAGGAGUUGAACCCACACCCACACCACACAGACUCAGUUCACACUCGACCAGCUAUGCAAUCAACAGUAACUGUGCGCCAUUCUGUGUCCCGGAGCCAAGUCAGACCUAGACCAUACAACGAUCCAUACUCUGACAUGGACUAUGAAGAGCUGGCGUCUGUACUUAGCGACUGGGAGAUAGAUGAAAAUGUGCGGGGCAUCCUCUACGGUGGCUCUACUGCAACAAGCUCCAUGGCCUACCAGGUGGAUGAAUUGGACAUGAGCAUGUCAGGUGGUGACCCACGUACCCACAUGGCUCCAUCAGAGGGCCAGUCUGAUUAUUUUGAUGCAAUCAUGCAACGGAGAGAACCUUUCAGGGUAACAGAUGAGUUUGGUGCUGGGGACUACCGGUCCUCUGUUGACAUCCAGGAAAUUGAGCGUAUAGCUGAUGCUGUGUCUGUGGGUAGUGGCAGUGUUCUCAGUGUUAUAGACUGGGACGCAGUAGAAGACCUCAUCAAGUCUGUUUAACUUACCAAGACAUGUGCUAGCCUAAACAAAAAUAAGAUGCUAAGGAUU